Fraxinus pennsylvanica is the source of this 1347-nucleotide messenger RNA. The record is from the annotation of a GenBank genome assembly. NCBI's taxonomy places the organism in Eukaryota, Viridiplantae, Streptophyta, Magnoliopsida, Lamiales, Oleaceae.
AUGGUGAACGUGGCAGCAACUUACACAGUACAACCCGCCGAGUCGACGCCAAAUGAGAUCUUGCAGUUAUCGGAAAUUGAUCAAACUAAGACACUGAUUCACGCUUCCACUGUCUACUUUUAUCGCCUCAACGAGGAUAUUCCGCAUUCUUAUGCACUCCAAAUUCUAAAAGAGUCUAUGAGCAAAGCACUUGUACUCUUCUACCCGCUAGCGGGGCGCCUUCAUGAGAUUGGCGGAGGCCGCCUUGAACUUCAUUGCAACGCCGAGGGAGCGACUCUGGUGGAAGCUGAGUCUGAAUUGAUGAUUGAAGACUAUACUAUUCAAGGUUUUGUUCCAAAUGAAGCAAUGAGAGAGCUUAUUCCAAAAGUAGAAUAUCAUGCUACUCCAAUUCAUGAACAACCUUUGGUUUUGGUACAGCUCACUAAAUUCAGUUGCGGGGGUAUUUGUCUCGGCUUGGGCAUUUCACACAUUUUAGUAGAUGGCAUAAGUGCAAUGCAUUUUGUUAGUGAAUGGGCCAAAAUUGCGUGCGGGGAGAUGACUGGUAUCUUCCCUAUUCUCGACAGGAAAAUUCUGCGAUUUGGGGAACCACCGUCCACGCCGAAAUUCGGCCACAUAGAGUUGACACCACCACCGCUCUUGGUAGGGCAAUCGGACAAUAUGGAGGAGCGGAAGAAGCCAACGACGGUUGCUAUGCUAAAGCUAAGCAAACAACAAGUUGAUGAACUGAAGAGCAAGGCCAAUGAGGAUACACCAUACAAGAAUACCAUACGUCCAUAUACCAGGUACGAGGCUGUGGCCGGACACAUGUGGAGGUGUGCAUCCAAGGCGCGGGGGCAUAAAAACGAGCAACUAACAAGAUUACACUUGGCAGUCGAUUUGAGAAAUAGAAUACAGCCACCAAUACCAAAGGGAUACUUUGGAAAUGCCGUUAUACGCCAAGCAGCAGUAGCAACAGCAGGAGACUUACUCUCAAACCCCUUGGCUUACGCUUCAAGUAGAAUACGAGAAUCAGUCGAAAAGGUAACAGACGAAUAUAUAAGAUCAUAUCUACUUGUCGUGAAUCAACAAGAUAUUUCCUGGCUUCGGAAUUUUCCUACCGAAGGCUAUUCAUUGGGAUCUUUCUAUGGAAACCCCAAUAUGGAAAUCACAAGCUGGACAUCUAUGUCUGUAUAUGAAGCUGAUUUUGGGUGGGGAGAUCUCAUUCACAUGGGCCCUGCAGAAAUGGGUUUUGACGGGAAAUCUUUCAUUAUUCCUAGUCGAGAAGGGGAUGGAUCAUUAAUGGCUGCAUUCUGCCUGCAGACAGAUCAUAUUGGGACUUUCAAACAGUUGUUCUAUGAAGAAAUAUGA